UGCGUGCGGAGCCAAUACGGCUCGGCUAAAUCAUAAUGCUUCUUCUUUCCGCAUGCUAGUCAGUAUCCCAUAUCCAUUUAUGUUGGGACGUGCUGGUGUGCGUCUCUUCCUUGUGUUCUUCCCCUAUCUAUCUCAUGGCAGGCUUUGAUGAAACUCUUGGUGCGCUGCUGGUUGGCGGGCUGGUAGGCUAUGGCGCUCUGGGGUAUAACCUGCGUGCAGACGUAUACGUUCUUCACGACGAAUCAGAGAGAUCGGAUGGCGUUCAAGUUUCUUAUUGCAUUCCUUCUUAUCUUGGACACGUUCGACUCGGUGUUGAACGGGCACAUUCUUUAUUUUUAUCUCGUCAAGAAUUAUUUGAACCCUUUGGCUAUCUAUGUGCCGACUUGGUAUGUUAUCUCCAUGUUGCGAUCACGUCGAUCUCUGAUUUCAUAAUACGGAGUAUGUUCGCUCGCCGGGUGUAUCGAUUGAGUAGUGGGAAUAAAGUGAUAACACUAUGGAUUGCGGCGGUAUCGGUUACGGACUUGGUUUGUGGUAUCGUGAUCACCGCUAAAGCGUUUGGGAUCUCGAGUUAUCUGGAGCUGGAUAAACUCUCGUCAUUGUUGUACUUGAACUUCGCGGCGGGUACCACGAGUGACGUGAGCGUCGCGCUCGCAUUGUGUUAUUAUCUCUACGCCUCCCGUACAGGGUUCCAAAGGACCGACUCGCUGAUAACUAUUCUCAUGGCGUAUACGGUGAACACCGGAUUGGUGGUCGCAGUCGACGCCGCACUUGGCAUCGUUACGUAUGCUGCGAUGCCUCAUAAUCUCAUAUUCCUCGGCUUCUACUUGCUUUUAAGCAAACUAUACCUAAACUCGUACCUCGCCAGUCUCAAUGCUCGCCAAGGACUACGCGAGAUGAGCAACCAACCCGUGUCCAUCCAGUUCACAAACUUUGCGCAAUCUUCCGGCCGGUUUACGAACACGAGCGAAGGUGAGGAUACACAAUCAUCACGUCCUGUGUUGGGCGAGAAGCGAUCACAUCCGACGGCACUGUCACUCGAAACGGGUAAUCUGCAAAAGAGAUCCCAGCCAGAUAGUAGCACCAGUUCAAAUCCUUCUACGCCCAUCACAGCAACGACGGCGACGUUGACCCCCGGUCUGGCUGUGUGAACACGCCGGACGUCUCGAGUGGAUCUGCUACUUCUAUACAUAUUCAUUAUUCAUACUCUUAACUUGUUUUCCGCUUGUACAAAAUGCCGAGAUGGCGUACUAAAUGAAUACCACCACCGCCUACGCGUGUACACUUAC
This is a messenger RNA of Desarmillaria tabescens, 1286 nucleotides long. RefSeq lists its product as uncharacterized. The coding region runs from base 135 to 1148 and encodes 337 amino acids. The record is from RefSeq and is a predicted model, not a curated record. NCBI's taxonomy places the organism in Eukaryota, Fungi, Basidiomycota, Agaricomycetes, Agaricales, Physalacriaceae. The transcript has 18 exons.